Molecule: messenger RNA, 798 nt
Organism: Acaromyces ingoldii
Lineage: Eukaryota; Fungi; Basidiomycota; Exobasidiomycetes; Exobasidiales; Cryptobasidiaceae
Product: synaptobrevin
Exons: 4
Coding region: 114-452 (112 amino acids)
Biological process (GO): vesicle-mediated transport; vesicle fusion
Cellular component (GO): SNARE complex; plasma membrane
Molecular function (GO): SNAP receptor activity; syntaxin binding
Source: RefSeq, a predicted model, not a curated record
GACGACGAGACGAAGCUGCCUGACGAAGCAACAUCUUCUCUUCACCAACGCAUCUGCGCUCCAACUUGACAUACGAACCGCUCACAUUCUACUAAGAAGAGAAAAAAGACACAAUGUCUGAGCAGCCUUACGACCCUUACAUCCAGCCCGAAGGCAGGCAGGCCCCCGCCGGAGGUGCCAACCGGACGGCGGCCAUCCAGAGCCAAAUCGAUGAAACCGUCGGCGUCAUGCGAGACAACAUCAACAAGGUCAAUGAGCGUGGAGAGAACCUCAACGACCUGCAGGGAAAGACCGACAACUUGGCCGUCUCUGCGCAAGGCUUCCGUCGCGGAGCCAACCGAGUGCGCAAGCAAAUGUGGUGGAAGGACAUGAAGAUGAGAAUUCUCAUCAUCGUGGGCAUUAUCAUCCUGCUUCUCAUCAUCAUCAUCCCGAUCGUCGUCAAGACUACGUAGAAGGAUUCUUUCGCAACGCUUUCUGUUUCAUGCCCAUCUCGUGCCGUGGGACCCGUUUCUCUCUUCCCUACGUCUUGGCGACUCUUCAUUUCCUCUCACUUUCACGACUGGCUCCUCACCUCGAGCACGAGCUUCAUGUACUUGAUCAUCUCCCUGAAUAUUUCUUUGACGAAGCUUGUUUCUCAUUCCUCUCAGAAGACAAAAGGCAAAGUGAAGACGACGAUAAAAAUGUAUCUAUAGGCGGCCAGGGCCAAAAGCGAGUCACUUGGGCGCGGCACGGUGCUGGAGGUAGUACCUCGUCAGGCCCGACGUGCUCGAGUCGUGGCCGGCGCCGUCGACCUUGGAC